Pocillopora meandrina is the source of this 11327-nucleotide messenger RNA. The record is from the annotation of a GenBank genome assembly. NCBI's taxonomy places the organism in Eukaryota, Metazoa, Cnidaria, Anthozoa, Scleractinia, Pocilloporidae.
AUUGCAGCUUGUCCAGUACAUUCCGUAGGCAUCGAGACAUCACUUAACGUUCAUGAUUGCUGGUGUAAAUACUUUUACCCAGGAGAUCCAGAAGUUGAUCCAUGCAGAAGACGAACAGAAAGUAAUACAUGAGAGAAAGUAGAAUAAAUCUAACCAUAAAGAAAACAGAAAUAUAGGUCAUUUAAUUACUAAUUCAGUAUUCAAACAGAGUAUAUUCUUUAACUUUUAAUUGCGUCUCAACAGUUUUUCAUGUAGUGAAAUAAAGGACUCUAAACGAAAUUUGGAAUUAAAACUAUAACUUCUUUUUCCCCAUUUAUAGGCGAUAUGAGAAGUAUUGAUGAUUCAAUAGAGGUUUUAAUCCAUGAUGUUAAUACACAACCAAGCAGCCCAAUGAAGUUUAGACGAGACCAAACAAGAAGACUGUUUGCAUCUUUAAAGACGGAGAACUUUCUUGCGCAACAGGUCUCUUUCUCCUGGAAGAUAAGCCAACUCUCACUGUCACCUUUAAACAUUUCUGAUCAACCAGAGUUGCUAGUGCCCGACACUCUUGAGCUGAACUUACGACCAAACUUGCUGUCGACAGGACUUAAACUUGUAACAUUUGAGCUGCGACAAAAAUCCGGAUCUGAACUGACAGCUCGAGACUUUGCUUUCAUCGAAGUUCUUAAUUCGGCACUGAAAGUUUCCAUUACGGGAGGAACUGAAGUUUUUCGAUCCAUAGAUAAACCAAUUUUAUUGGAUGCCAGUGCUUCGUAUGACACCAGCCUUAGUGCUUUUAGUUCCUCGGGAAUGAAAUAUGAUUGGUCUUGCUUAAUAAUAACAACACAAUCUAACGUCUCCAGAAACUAUACUCCAGUGUCAAACGUCACCUUUCGAGGUUCAGAUGGCAUAUACGACACAUUUGUCGGUGCGUCUGCAAAUAGAACCCUCUUUCAGUUGCCGGAAGAUGUCUUUCUUCAGGGCAACGAAAAAGCCAUAGUGACCUUAGAUACCAAAAGACUCAUCAGCAAUCAAGCAUACUAUGUGGUUCUGACGGUAACCAAGGAUAUCCGCGUUGCAAGUGGCAUUCAGAUUGUUCACGUUCGCGACGAAGAUAUACUCGACAUUCGUAUUUUGUAAGUUUAAUUCAUAGCUGCAAGGAAGCUGAUGGUUACCACUGGCAUAUGCAGAGCUGAAAUAUUUAGUAUCUAACAUAAGAGUUGUCCUCUUCCACGUUUUCAACGCCGAGAAUGAACAACGUAGAAUAGAUUAAAGUCUGCUGAUCUGCACGCAAUCCCAUGAGAUAUAUUAAAUUAUUAUACAUUCAACUCAUUAUCUCUUUUCCGAUUGGCCAAAAGCGUGAAUUUUCGAAAUUAGCGCCUGGGACGUCAUCUAGCUGCAGAUUAUACUGAGAAUAAUCAUGUCAAGGUAACGGGCAGUCAUGUCAUGUGUAACAACAGUGGAUGAUCGUUAUUUGUAAGGGUAAUCAUAUCAAGUACGCGCGCUUUGUGUUGCUUGCCAAGCAAAAGCAAAAACAUAUAUUUUCGUUCAAGGAAAAAAGAACCAUCAUUAGCUUCGGUUUCUGUGAUAUCCAGAAUAAUUAAGGUCUCGGUAAGGAUCAUCAGCCUCAGCCUUUGGCUUCGGCUCAUAACCCUUGCCUCGACCUUGAUUAUUCUGAAUAUCAAAAAAACCUCAUCCAAUAGUUUUUUAUUAUUUUUCAUAAGGAGGUUGGAAACAACAUCCCUUUCUCAUCAAUGACCCUCCAACUUUGACGCAAAUGUUCAAUUGGUUAUGUUGCAAUAAGAGUAAAUACAAACAAAAGCAUAAGAAUUUAUUCGAUUAAAGUGUGGCAUAGUUGUUUAGAUAACACCCCUGCUUCUUCAACAAAGAACUUGGCAGUGAUAUACAUUCGUUUCCCUUCAAAUACGAACCAUCUUAAAGGAAUAAAUAAGGACGAAUACAGGAGAUUCGAUGAGUAGAAGAUUGCUUCUUAUUUUCUUUGCACAGGUGCACCAUGAACUGUGACUCACCAGCCAGUGCAUCUUCUCUUACCUUCCUACGAACUGACUGCAAUUCAGCUCGUUGUCCUGUGUCCCUCAAGUACAGAUGGAGCCUGGUGAAAAACGAUGGAAACAAUUCUAACCCCAAAUGGUCUACUCAGAUACACUUUAAACAUCUCCUGGGUACAAAAGUGGAUUCAAAAAACUUUGUGAUUAAAGAACAAAUGCUUGAACCCGGGUCCUCCUACAAAAUCAAGGUUGACGUUCUAUCUCCAAACGGCUCAUUUGGCUGGGCGGUAUAUCAAAUUGACACAUUGGCAGUUCCAUCAGGAGGAAUAUGUCAUGCCACUCAGUUGGAUAGGAAAGAUGUAGGAUGUUGGCUAAACAUUACCUGUCAAGGAUGGAGUGAUGAAAAUGUGCCUUUAACCUAUGAAUUCUUCCAGGAAUCAAAAGAUGGAGAACUCGACAUGUUGUCCUCUGGAGUUUGGCCUUACAGUGUUGUUUAUAUUCCACCUUCUGAUGAGGCUGUUGCUCGUCUUCGGGUUGCGAUUGCUAAUGUUUUUGGAGCGGCAUAUAGAGUAGGAUUUUCUAUCAAGGUAUUAGUAAUUAGAUGGUGAGAACCAGCCUUAAGUAAUUAGCAAAUUAUCCUGCAAUUCGAAUUCUUUGUUUGAUUUUAGAUAAAGGUAACUUCGUUGAGGUACAUUCGCUACUCGCCGAAGCAUUUAGAAAAGUUUCUUAUUUUUUACUUUAUUAUUUUGGAGUCCAUAUCUAUUUAGUAACCAUUGUUCGUGGUGCCUGUUCCAUUAACGCUGCACCAUAUUGUGGGAUGCGGAAGACGAUGAACGAGGUUUGCAAUUGGCCACAAAGCAAACGAGCGCAAACAGCCAAUAGCACACAGUGGAACUUUGACAAAGAAACUAGAUUCCCUGAUACAUCUUACUUUCUCGAUUACUCAUCACUGCAUCUCUACCCAAUAAAUCUCAAGGAGGGAAAAUAGUUGUACUUUCCCUCGUAAAGAUAUUUAAUGCGGUCAGUGAUCUGCUUAAAUAAAUCUUUAACUGUCUUUUUUUCACAGCUAGAUCAAUCAUCUUCGUUGUCAGCAGAAGAGAUAGACUAUAACAAGCUGCAGGAAAAACUUUCAGUUAUGGAUAAUUCUUUUUCUGUGGGAAAAGUAAAUACAGCAAUACAAGAAGCACACGCACUUCUCUUCUUAUUCCAAAAGGCUGCAAAGCAGGACGAUGUGAAUCGGAACCUACUUCAAGUAAGUAAAGUGGAUUGAAUGUAAAAAAAUGGCUUUGCAAUUUUUGCAUAGAAACGUGUGUUUUCUGUGCCGCCGCAACAUAAUUUUAUAGGGUGCAGAAAAUAAAGGAUUAAUUUUUCUCAAAACAGCUUUAAUAAUCAGAGGUUUCAGAGGUUCUUCGCCGCUGCCUGCAACAUCAAGGCAUACCAACCGUUUUCAAGUCAGACACAACACUUAGGUCUCAUCAAGUAGUAGAAUAGGAUAGGAUCGAAAUGCACCAAUAGCAGCGUACCAACGUGCUGACGUGAUGAAGACCAGCAGUAUUGCAGACGAAACGUCGCGAUCUACAUUAUAAGUGACUCUAUCGUGAGACAAACGAGCAAAGUUCAUCUCCAAUCAUUCAAUGCUGUGUAAAAAGGCUGAAAGAUUCCCACCAUGCACGUACAUAUAAGGUUUCUCUUAAUCUCCUUUAAUUAGAAUAGCUUUACAUAAGUUGUAUAAAUGGCUCACAGCUUGACGUGUAAAUUGUUGAAACAUGUGUUUGAUACAACAUUUUUCUCUCACUGCAGAUGAAGAAUCACGUUAUUUCUAAGAUCUGUGAAGUACGGAUUGAUAGCGGACUGGAGCGUUUGGCCCAGAUUGGUGUUAUCUUGAACAAAGCUACAAAAGAUGACGCCCUUGUCUCGUUCAAUACAACGGUAUGAUACUGAACUCGUUACCUCAUAUUUUUGUUUGCAGAAUCAAACUUGAGUUUUAAUGCACGUUAGACUAGACUCUUGUUAAAAAGCUUUUUAUAAGAUUCCAAGACUUCAUUAAAAAAUAUAAAUCGAUUGAUAAUAUCUUGGUAGACCUGUUUGUGUCGUGUACAAGUCUUACAAACAAACCUCAACUAUUUAUUUCCAUGACUUCAAAAUGACUUUUAUCUUUUAGAUAACUGUAUUGGAUAAACUGAUGGAGAUGUCAACCCUCUUUUCACGAAGAAGCAGGUCUGAAUCCCCCCUUCUUCUCGAUGGAGGAAGAUUGUUGUUGUAUUGUACUACAAAUAUUAUGGGAUCCAGUUCCAAGAGAAUCCUUAUGUCUAAAAUUUCUGCUAACCUCGAUGAAGAGAAAGAGGUAUUCCCUUAAAGGUUCAUAAUAUUACACCUUCAUGUGAUGAGCCACAUUUAUUUCCAGUAUCUUAAUGGAGCAAAUAUGAAACAAAUAUUUCUGAUGUGAAGAGUUUUUUGGCUCGUGAUUCAUGUGGAUGCUAGAUCCAACUUAAGAUUUCUUUGCACUUUUAGAUUACCAUGGGAAAGAUAGUUUCUAGCCGUUGUCAAGAGUUAACAGACAUGAUUGCCAACACACUUCUGUCAAUUAAGCUGCCAGGGGAGGAAUACACCAUCAUCAGCAAUGAAUUUCAAUCGAUUUUAUUCGGUAAAGAAGAGUCAAUGGACAUGGACCUUUUAAAACUCAGAAAUGGAGAAGCCAGUUUUCAGUUCCCCUCUAUGAAUACCAGUACGUUGCAAAUUUGGCUUGGCAACGUCUCUGAGGUUGGAAUAGAGGUGUGUCGUUGUUGUUACACUGAGUAUAUUGUGAUGGUAAAAGCUCUAAUUGCAAUUUAAUAGACAGCCUGACAGAUGCCUUCAUUAAAUUUUAAGGCUCAGGGUUGUCCUCUCUACUAUCCACAGGAACCCCGAGCACAGUUACCCAAGAUUAACAUAACUUGAAGUUGCACAUGCAUAAGAUCAACAUUUUAUACUUAAAACUAAUGUUUACACACACGCGUAAGAUAGACAUUCCAUACUUAGAUUUAAUGUUUAUACAAUAUACUGUCAUCUAGAAAACUUUUUAAAAAAAUAAUUUAUGUAAAUGACAAUAAUUCUUGUAAGAUAUGUUAGUUAUCUUUGAGAGAUGACAGGAUAACAAAAUGACCGUAACAACAGGUCUUUUCGUACCUUCUCUUUCCUUCCCCCUUGCACGUCUAUUUCACUUCACGCCUUAAAACUUUCUCAUAGGUUAAGAUUGAGGAUCCAUUGCUUGGAUCUUUUGAUAUAAUGACAGCCCUCUAUGAUCCGUUUAACUCACCUGCAAGGGUUUCGUAGUUCAGUUGGAUGGCAAAAUCGGAAAAGUUCGGCUAGACUUCGAGUCCUCAAAAGAGAAUCAAUUUUUUUUUGCUUUAUUUUACUGACAAGUAUUAAAAUACGUAAAUCUUACUAUGACGUCGUUUUCUACCUUGCAGAUGAUCUCCUAUAAUUUUAACCCAUAUGUGUCGGACAGCAGCAGCCAAAGAAUCAGAUCGAAGGUUGUCAGCCUUGUCCUGAAGGAUGACACUGGGAAAGCUUUCAACACAAUAGAUCUACCCUCGGAUAUAGAAAUUGAUAUUCCAGUAUCAAAAUAUUAUCUCGAAGACAGAACUCGAUCGAAUCAUUUCCUAAACCCUAAAAGGAUGCAAUAUCACGUGAUAACCGUACGUGAGGACAAUACUACCAUGAAAAUAACUAUUAAGACCAAAGCAACAGCUUCUAUUAUGGUCUAUGUAAAAUUUGCUGAGCAGCCAACAGAGACAUCAUACGACGAGAAAAGAUUAAACAGCAGAAACAACGAAUGUAAUUUCAGAGGAAUUUGUUCCCAUAGUAUCGUCAUAAAAUGCAGGUAUUCAGGCAAAUAUUACGUUGGCUUAUGGAAGAACAGUGAAUCUCCAACAGAAUUGUCAAAGUCAAGAGGUAGAAGAUCCAUCCUGCCAAAGCAAGCGACGCGAGAGAAGUGCGUAAGGUUCAAGAAUCCUCCACCAACAGUUGUUCCUCAAGUAGAGUAUGUCAGUUUUGUCCCUCAGUACGAUUCUGAAAUGUCAAUUAACUACAGUUUGCAAGUGGAGACAAUCUGGUGUGCAUUUUGGUCUGAUAAUGAACAAAGAUGGACAAGCAAAGGAUGCAAGGUGAGAAAAAUACAGAGAAAGCAUAGAAUGAGUCACUCAUUAACAAAAGAGACAAUGAAAUGCAUCCCAGACCGUGUGACAGAAGUUUUUAAAAUAUUGAUUUUUAGCUAUUGGAAUGUUUUGGAGAAAGAACGAAGAGGUUUAAAGAACUUAAUGUAUUCAGUAUGUCAACAAUAACGUUUCUAAAAGGCACAAAAACGACAACAUGUAAUAUAUUCUAAAAUGGAAAAUAGAUAUAGACAGUAACUGGGCGCCCAAAAUAACCAACUAAUUGCUUUUAAAACUACCAUAGGUAGAGUUUUUGUUUACCACUGUGUCGCUUAAAGCGCAAAUGUCUUCAUUAUUUUCCCAAGAAUAAUGUGUUCGAGCGAAUCUUGCCUAAGCUCUGAACCGUUUUCCGACUCGAAUCAUCUCAGUAAAAAUGGAAAUUCCUAUUGCAAUGUUCAUUUUUAUAAACUUUAUAAACUUUAUAAUAGCUGUAAAAUUCCUUUUCACAGAGAUUUCCAUAUAGAAGGUAAGUAUGGGCUCUUUUUCUGGGUGCAUAGCCUGAAGUAAGAUAUCAACUCACAAUCAAUUGAUACUCUCUUGAACUAAAAAUAUAUUGGAACCUAACAGGCAUAUUAACAACCAUAAAUGAAAUGCAUUGAUUUACAGGCGAGCCGAGAAUCUAACCAUUCUUCCCUAAAAUGUCUCUGUAAUCACUUGACUGCAUUUGGGGGAGACAUUCUUGUUGCACCAAAUAUCAUUGACUUUCAACGGGUCCAGCAGGCGUUUGAUAACGUGUAUCCAGAUGACCUUCUCGUCUUGAUAACUUUGUGCUCUACAUUUCUGCUCUACGUUCUUGUUUUGGUAAAAGCACGCAUGGCCGAUAAAGUGGAUGCCUCAAAGGUUGGUGUCAAAUCCAAAAUAUUCCAAAAGAAUUUUAAGUAAUGACGAUGCCAUUCGCUGUUUGUUCGAAAUCCGAAAAAAAAUCCUAAUCAUAGUUAAGUGAGAGAAAAUAUAGGUCGACCUAAGGAUGAAAUAAAAGUAAAGAAAUGAUCCACGCAGGUCAGCUGCGAUUAAAAGGAUCCCCUGUAAAAAUUUCCGGCUUUUUUCGAGCGACUUGUUUGAUGCAGCUCAUCUAUGAAGAUCAUUUCUUUUCUCAGAAAAUCUCACCAGUUAACAACUAAGAAGUUUCACGAACUAAAUUUAUAUGGCAUUGAAUUUUGAUUUUUUACAGACUUAUUGAACAAAUAUUUUGGACGUUUGAAUAUGAAUAAAUCCUAAAACUUAUCGUUAUGAUUUACAUAUUGUCAGUGUUUUUUCAUCGUUAUUUAAGAAUACACUUGUUUAAGAAGCAAGACAAUUCGUAAAAAAUUAUUUUGAGACAAGCUUGAGGCAAAUGGUUUCUGUGAGGUUUAAUGUCCAGCUUGACGAUUUAUUUAAAACAGGAAAUUAUGCUCACUCAAUUUGCUUUUCUAUUUAAGGACAGUCCUCUGAUACCCUUGGCGGCGCAUCAAAACGGUGAUUACAAGUACGAGGUAUCCAUAACAACUGGGGGAUGGAAAAAUUGUGGUACUACUGCCAAUAUAUCCAUGAUUCUACAUGGGAAUGAAAAUACCAGUGACGUUAUCAAACUGACAUGUGACAUCCCAUGUGAAAGGAAACUGUUUGCUGAAGGCAACACUGAUAAUUUUCUUAUUCGACAGGAAAUGCCGCUGGGCGAGAUAAUUUCUGUGCAGAUCGGCCAUGACAUUUCUGGCGAGGACCCUUCUUGGUUUAUCAACGAGAUUUUAGUUGUGGAUUGUCAAAAGGAACGAAGAUGGUUGUUCAGUUGUUACCGCUGGCUUGCGCUAGAAAGGGAUGACGGUCAGACCACGAGGAUAUUUUAUGCAGAUAAUUGCAAAGAAGGCGAAAAGUUCAAAAGAAAAUUUAGCGCAUUACGAAGGAAUGGUUUUGCUGAUGAUCACUUGUGGCUGUCGGUGAUCCGCAAGCAGCCAAGGAAUCCUUUCACCCGCGUUCAGCGAGCAUCCUGUUGUUGGAGCCUUCUCAUGCUGUCAAUGGUAACAUCCGCUAUGUUUUAUGAAACAGAGGACCUAAAACAGAGGAAAAUACGGAUUGGUCCUUUUUCACUGACUCCGAGUCAACUUGUCAUCGCGUUGGAAAGUGCCUUGGUUGUUGUGCCUGCAGGUCUGCUAAUUGUGCUCUUGUUUCGUAAAAGCGAACCUAGGAGAAACAGUCAAGGUAACCGGUAUCAAUUGGGGAAAAGCAAGAGAGAAGGAUGGUGUUUACUUCCCCAUUUCUUUGUAUACAUCGCAUGGUUUCUCUGUGUGAGUAUUGCAAUUACUUCCGCCCUUUUUACGGUGUUUUACUCCCUCAUGUGGGGAGGAGAGAAAUCGUCUCGCUGGCUUACAUCUGUUCUGCUUUCCUUAACUGGUGAGUUGCUGGUCAUCCAGCCCGUCAAGAUAAUCAUUGCAUCUGCAAUCUUAGCAUUACGAUACAGGAGUGAUGACAAGUCAACAAAUAAAAGUUAUCUAACGGAUGCAUCCAACAAUUUGGAUCUUCCAUCGAUAGAUGUCGAACGCGGAAGGAAGUAUAGGAAAAACAAGAGGAAAAUGUAUGCAUUCAUGAAGGAACUCUUGUUUUCUUUAACUUUCUUCGUGCUUUUAUUGACUGUCUGUUAUGGAGACAAAAGCAGGCAGAGAUAUCAUCUACGAGUUGCUAUAGAAAGUGAAGUCCAGUAUUUCGACAAUGUUGGACAGUACAAGGUACGUUUCUGUAGACCUGUAAUCAAUCAAUGCCUAUGGUUUGUCUUCCUAAAAUAUUUGAAAUGACUUCGUAAAUAUUUGAGAUUGUACGCACACUCUCAUUGGUAGAUGGUGUGUUUAGAUUAGGGUAAAUAACCACGAUUAUGAAAUCCUGCUUUACUUAUUUCGUAGAUAUAUUUAUCAAAGCAACAGAGGGUUUUCCGAGUAUUUUAAUCGCCUCCUAGAAACACUCAGGGGGUUGGGAAAAUUCAAGAAAGUUAUCCAAACCCGAGACACAGUCGACAGCUUACAUAAAUUUCUCCCAUAUUACCUUCAUGUUAUGGUUAAACUAUGCAAACGCGGAAGAUGUCCUCUAUUGCCUAAAUUGUGUUUAGAUUCAAAGCUUUAAAGACCAUUGUAUCUAGAAGUGUUAGUUGAGAUGGGUAUGUAUUUUAACGUUUGUAAAGGUUGGUUCAGUUAAGAUAUCAUGAUGUUCGUUCGUUCUCGUUUUCAAAUUUUCACUGAAAAUAAUUUUGAAUGUUAAAACUUACCAGGUAACCAACGUGGCUCAGUUUUGGAGGUGGCUGGAGAACGCGUUUGUCCCAGUGAUCUUUUCAGAGGGCUGGUACAAGGAUCAGGAGGAAAAAGGAUUAAACUACAUCAGAAAUGAUAGAUCGACUCUGGUCGGCAUGCCUCGCCUAAGGCAACUCAGGGUCAUGAAAGGUAAGCAUAUAUCGAAAUUGAGUCGGACUCAAUUGUAAGACUGUGACAACAUACGUUAUCGCGGUUUACUCAUCCUAAGAUGUUUUUCUUCGUUCUCCUAUACUACUUGUAUUUUUAUUGCAUGCUAUUAUGUCUUUUUAAUGGAAUUAUCUACCCCACUCCAAAAAGGGGAAAUUAAUAUAUUCAAACUAAGAAGUUUGACCCCCAAACCAGUUGACUCAGUAACACUUGAAGAUCGAGAAAAAAUUAUUGGCUAGUUGCAAAGACUCCAGGAGAGCAAUAUCUUCCAUGAUUAGAAGAAAAGAAAUGAUUGAAAUGCAAUGAUUAUACCUGGAACUUGGAUCUUUGAAAAAAGGGUCUAAACUCAUUCUAUUCUUUGAACAGAUUCCUGUGUGUUUCAACAAAUAUUCAAAAGCAUGUUUACUUAUUGCUACGGUCCCUUCUCAAAGAAAGAAGAGGACAAAAGAACUUGGAUUGACCAGAAUAGUUCCUCAGUUCUCUGCCCAGAAAAUUGGGAGUACGACGGAGAUGGUGGCUUUGAUACUUGGGGUCAUUUUGCUGUUUACAGUGGCGGAGGAUACAUAGCUAAUUUAGGAUACAACAAGUUUACAGCUAAAAGAAUUGUCAAAGACUUAAAAGAAAACCACUGGAUUGAUCGUCAGACCAGAGCUGUACUGGUGGAGUUCUCGCUGUAUAAUCCACCGAGUAACCUUCUUGCCGUGAUGACUUAUUACUUCGAAGUCCUUCCAUCAGGCUUUGCCGGCAUAUUCAAGAGUUAUGGAAUUUUGUCUCUGAGUGCAACGAACCCUCAAGCCCAUAACAUUUACUUGCUUUUUGCAUUUCUGUUUGGCAUUCUACUUGUUUGCUUCUUCAUUUUGGAAUGCAUCAAACUCUGUCGUCAGAGCUGCUUGUAUUUCAAGUCAGGGUGGAACUGGUUGAACAUGCUACAGAUAGUCACUGCAUCAUCAGCAUUGUUCCUCCAAUGGAUGAAAACCAAGGCAGCAAAAAUAACGUUGUUCAAACUAAAGGAAAACCCUUUUGUUCCCAUUGGCUUCCAUGAGGUGUUACUUUGGUCUGACCUUGAAAACCUGGUCAUUUGCAUAGCGUCCGUAACUGCCACCUUGCGUCUUCUAAAAUGCUUGUAUUUCAUGCCACAAAUUAUAGUUUUCUCGGGGACACUCCGCAGAUCCUUUCCUUCAAUAUCUUCUUUCUUUUUGAUCUUUAUGGUAGUAGCGAUAGGUCAUUCUUUCUUAGGGGUCAUCGCCUUCGGAACCAAUAUUUACAUGUUCUCAUCAUUCAUAGACGCCAUUUCGUCGCAGUUUCUGAUGCUCCUUGGAAAAAAUAUUCCAGUAAAUGAACUGAUUUCUACAAAUCCUAUAUUGGGACGUUUUUUCUUUUUUAGUUUUGUCGCCAGUACGACAGUCAUUAUCGUAAAUACGUUCAUUGCAACCAUUAAUGAGCACUACGCUUCUUCAAAUUCCGAUAAAGGAGGAGAAGACCUAGAACUUGCACAGUUUAUAACCGAAAGGAUAAGUGACACUUUGUUUGGCCAGAAAUCCAACAGAAACCAGCCGUGGGUAGAACAAGAGAACCACGAGCUCUUUGAUUCCGAAAUUAUCGUAGAAAAUAGUUCGCCGGAAGAAACUACUCCAAGUACCUUAUCUCCAACACCGCAUUGUAGCCGAACACCUAAAUUAUCUUACAAACUAGAAGCGGCCGAGUACGAGAGUUUACAGCUUCGAUGA